CAGAUUCACUCUUCAUCCGAGGUCGUCAUUUAAAACUCCGCUUCAAAAAAGCGUCGAACUAGAACGGCGCGUCAACACAUCCAAACAUCGCCAACGCGCUCUUUUCCACACACAUCCCCUGCACCUUAUCCUUAUUGUUAUCAAUAUCCGUUAUGUCGACUGAAGCUAGAUCACCCGCUAAAAAGGACGUGACCUCCUUGGCCAAAUCUCCCGAUAACAAGGGAAAAGGCAAGGCAAAGCCUUCCGCUGAGGACGUGUCUAUGGAGGACGAAGAGGGAGACGAGGAUGAAGACGAGGAUGACGAUGAGGAAGACAUGCAUGAGGACGAGGGAGAUGAAGAAGAUGAGGAAGAAGAUCAUGAAAUCGAUCCUAAAGCAAUCCUUCCCCGCCGCACCCGGGGCCUACGCGUCGAUUACUCAUCCGAGGAAGCCCACAAAAAGGCCGACCUCAAAAAGGAUGACCAUGACGAAGACGACGAAGACAUGGAACAUUGAGCGUGUCAUGUAAAUUACAUUAAUAUCGUUAUCGCUUUGCUCUGUUAUUGGUCAAUCAUUCACUAGGGGGAGCGGGGGUUAUAAUCGAGGUACUUAUACUUUCGCAUUGUUUCAUGUUGAAAAUUACAAGAGCAAUUUUAUAUUCUGACUUGGCACUUAUUCCGCAUGUCCGAAUACAUUCGACAUUUUAAGUGUCCUCGCACGUCGCACCCUUGGCUUUUACUUUUCACGGUGCCACGUAGCAUAUAUCCCCAUACAAUCGGCACCCACCUG
Molecule: messenger RNA, 767 nt
Organism: Suillus paluster
Lineage: Eukaryota; Fungi; Basidiomycota; Agaricomycetes; Boletales; Suillaceae
Exons: 3
Coding region: 153-494 (113 amino acids)
Source: RefSeq, a predicted model, not a curated record